AUGGGUCCAAGAACCGCGCGCGUCAAAAAGCGCCAUGGUUGCAUGACCUGCAAAGCUCGCCAUGUCCGCUGCGACGAACAGAAACCCGCUUGUGGACAGUGCACUCGGACAGGCCGCAAGUGCGAUGGAUAUAAUGUCAAUGUCUCACAAAGACAACUGCGCCAGAACGUCCUAGACGCUUACCAGCGCCAGCGCAGCACUUGCAACUCUGACAGUCGAAUGAUUCUCCCCCUAGGCAGUGCCAAGGAGCGCGAGUAUAUUUCCCUAUUCUCCACUCGGACAUCGCGCGCCAUGAUGGGGUUCUUCUCCUCCAAAUUUUGGGAUUACUUGCUUCCACAACUCAGCCACUAUGAACCAGUCGUCCGACACGCUGUCGCAGCCGUCGGUGCCGCCCACCAGCAAUUCCGCGGACUUGUGCCCCCUGGCUACACGGAGAGAUUCGUAUUGCAGCAAUACAACAAGUCUAUUCGGCUUCUGCUGGAGGAUUUGUCCGCACCCAGGAGUACAAAUCUAGACCUCACGUUAAUUACUUGCGGUCUAUUCGUGUGUCUAGAGCUACUCAGGGGUGACUACAACAGGGCGCUCGACCAUAUAGAGGCGGGGCUGAACAUUCUUGCACGGCCGGAGCCAGUAACAACGUCACACUCAGGCGACUCACAGAUUGUAUACAACGAGCUGCUAGAGAUGUUUUCCCGGUUGAACAUUGAGCUGGGUUCGUUUUCCCGGGCCUAUAAAGUGCUCCCAUCAUUCUCCGACCCGAACACCAUCAAGAUACCUACCAAAUUCAUAGAUAUCAGGGACGCCCGCCGGAGCUUGACCGCCGUGAUGAAUUAUUGUUUGACGCUCUAUUUCCAGUCGGGUCCUCUAAGAUCUUUUGCCCAGGGUGGUUCGCCUCAGGACCCCGCGUGGCAGAAGAUUCUUUCGCAAGUACCGAUGCUUGAACAGACGUACGACGAGUGGCUUGCUUCUUUCGAGAGGCUAGUGCAGACCCCAGAAUGCGCGUCAAUGUGCGAACCCGCCAUCCUCUCCCUUCGAAUCGACCAUCUUCUUGCUGUCACAUGGACUUUUGGCAAUAUACGGUGGAAAGAGGUUGAUUUUGAUAAAUGGACUGGUCACUUUGAGGAUAUAGUGACCUUAGCAGAGAAGCUACUCCUUCUAGACGCAAGCACGGAGCCAUAUUUCAGCUUGGAUAAUUGUGCUAUCCGUGCACUGCAAUGGAGUGCUACCUCGUGCCGUCACCCCCUAGUGCGGCGGAAGGCUAUCCAGCUUUUAUCGGCCUAUCCGCGCCAGGAAAGUCUCUGGAUUGCGCGGCGGUCAGCCAAGAUCGCCGAGGCGACGAUGAACCUAGAAGAAGCCGAUCUAUCAUCCUUGCCAGUGGAGCAGAGGAUACCCGCAGACGAGAAUCGGCUUGUCCUAUACAACUUUGUGGACUUUGCAGCGACCAAAAAGACGCAUUUGUAUGUGACCACUGAUAUGCAGGUGCGGUCGGUCUUGUAUAUCGAUUGGUCUUAG
Penicillium riverlandense is the source of this 1512-nucleotide messenger RNA. RefSeq names its product Zn(II)2Cys6 transcription factor domain-containing protein. Gene Ontology annotation, molecular function: zinc ion binding; DNA-binding transcription factor activity, RNA polymerase II-specific. Bases 1 to 1512 code for a protein of 503 amino acids. Gene Ontology annotation, biological process: regulation of DNA-templated transcription. The transcript is spliced from 2 exons. The record is from RefSeq and is a predicted model, not a curated record. NCBI's taxonomy places the organism in Eukaryota, Fungi, Ascomycota, Eurotiomycetes, Eurotiales, Aspergillaceae.